Penicillium angulare is the source of this 561-nucleotide messenger RNA. RefSeq lists its product as uncharacterized. Bases 1 to 561 code for a protein of 186 amino acids. Lineage: Eukaryota; Fungi; Ascomycota; Eurotiomycetes; Eurotiales; Aspergillaceae. The record is from RefSeq and is a predicted model, not a curated record. The transcript is spliced from 3 exons.
AUGCAAUUCAAGAACAUCCUCUUCGUCUCGGCCCUGGCUCUCGGCGCCUCCGCUGCACCCACCACUGGCAGCAAUGCCACCGACAUUGCCCCCGCCGUGCAGAACCGCUUCGCCCAAAUCGACCUCGGCUACCAACAGACCUACCUCCUCCUAAACCACCUAGUCGAUAACACCAACAAGACCACCGCUGACGACGUUGUUGCUGCCUACAAAGCUACCGCGAACGUUGAGAGCAAGGAUGUCGGCAAGAACCAGCCAACCAAGCCGCUCUCCGAGUCUACCCAGCUGGUUAUCUGCCAGUCUUUCCACUCUUUGGCUCUCACUGGUAUUCAGCUGAACAAUGCUUUCGUCGACAAUGCUUCUCACUUCAACAAGGCGCAGCGCAAUGACUUGCAGACUGCUUUGAGCAAGGUUAACGAUGAGACUGGUCACUUCUUCAUCAAUGUUGCUAAGAAGGCUUUGCCUUACUGCCUUGAUACUCUUCAGACUGAUGAUAAGGCUAUUUACAAGUCGCUUAAUGCUGCUGCUACUGCUCUGGACCCUUCUGAGGCUCUCCUGUAA